CUCGACCGCUCACUCCCUUCACUUUACCGAUAGAUGCAAGGUUUGUGCUGCCCGCCACCACCUCCUAGCAGCCGUGCAUUCCUGCCCUGCAUGCGAAUGCCAAAAGAACAGCAAAAAUCGCAAGAGUCCAGUCGCUGUUUUCGCGGACGGCUGUUGCUGCAACAGUUUACCCAGUAACUCAACUUCAAAUGCACUUUUUUUCGUAUUAAGCACCUGGUCGAGAAGAAUCCUCAACGCUUCCGUGUUACAGAAAGAAGGAAAAGCAUCGAACAAUCUGUGAGCUGUGAACACAUUACCAUAGGCAGAAAUACUAUGUUUCUUUGACCUGUCUUACUAAAUCUGCAGUAAUUCUGUGGAGACACCUGCUACGGAAAGUUGUAAAGAACCUUACGGUCAAGCAUUACCUUGCACUGCUGCUAAUUUCUUGCAAAUAAACUAAAGAGGGGCUGCAAAACUAUGCUCAUCAUAUUAGACUGGUUUAUUUGAUUUAAUUGCUGCGGCGUCUUUAGAAAUUGCACAUCUUGUUGUUACUGUCCCGUUAAAAGUCGGUCAAGUGAAAACAAGUGAUAUUGGUUGAGAAAAAGAAAAUGAAAGCUUGUUAUGAUGUUGGCCUGCCAACACCCACCACAGACAGUCUACACUGAGGUGUUUCUAAUGAUCGAUCACCAGUGACUAUUGGACAGUCGUUCUAUUUGUAGUUUGUUUUUGAACUCGAGCUCAAAACGAAAAAAGUUAAGAAUUCUGAAGGCUGCUCAGUUGCAGAAGUGUCCGUAUACUGUGACCACGACAUGUCGAAACCAGUGGAUCAUGUUAAGCGACCAAUGAAUGCAUUCAUGGUGUGGUCAAGAGCACAACGCCGAAAAAUGGCCCAGGAAAACCCGAAGAUGCAUAACUCCGAAAUUAGCAAGCGCUUAGGUGCUGAAUGGAAACUCCUCAGUGAGUCGGACAAACGGCCCUUUAUUGAUGAAGCCAAACGGCUGCGUGCCAUGCACAUGAAGGAACACCCGGACUAUAAAUAUCGACCACGUCGUAAGCCCAAGACUCUCCUUAAGAAGGACAAAUUUGCUUUUCCAGUGCCCUACAGCUUAGCAGUUGAGCAUGAUGGCUUAAAGGCUGGUGGCGGCCUGCCACCAGGGAUCCUGUCAGAUUCCUUGCUUGCUAAUCCCGAAAAGGCAGCUGCAGCAGCAGCUGCAGCCGCAGCUCGGGUGUUUUUUCCUCCAGCAGCUAGCAGCCCAUACUCCCUUUUUGAGCUUGGCUCUAAGAUGGCCGAGCUAUCCGGCUCUCCACUGUCAUAUGCCUCACCUCUCACAGCUUACCCAGGUGCGGCUGGAGCGUUUGGCAGUGCUGGAGGCCACGGACACACGCACUCACACCCGUCUCCGGGCAACCCAGGUUACAUGAUCCCUUGUAACUGCAGCGCCUGGCCUGGCCCUGGGUUGCAACAACCUCUCGCCUACAUCUUGCUACCUGGAAUGGGCAAACCUCAACUGGAACCCUAUCCAUCCUAUGGUACGGCCUUAUGACAACAGGGGACUAAUUUAAUGGAGCCCCUCACUACUGGGGCUGGAUACAAUCAACAAUGCGUGCGCUCCGGGCGAGGCAGUCCAAGGUCCUGUUUGCCUGCAAUGAACUGGGUGUGACUUGCAAUUCUAGCAAGAUCCUUGUGGUCGUAUUAGUUACAGACUCUGAAAGACUGAUGUUUAUUUUUGAAAACAAAAAUGAACAAACAAUUGGAACUGACACCUCAUGUUUUUGCGGCAGGUAUCUCGCAACAGUGAGAAUCUUAACAGUGUGCAGAAGGGAAAGCUCACCGUAAUCUGUGGCAGUUGUUUGGCUCUGUUUCUGCUUGUUGCGCUUGUUCUUGGAAACUCUUGCAAAUAUAUUGUUACUAAGGGUCGAUAAUCAUUCCCUGCAGUCGACUAACUACCUGUUGAUUAUGGAAUGUGUGUUCGGUGUAGUUGCACCUGAGGAAUGUUUCGCCCUCACUCCCUGCUAUUUGUCACAUUUAGACACGGUAUUCUGUAAGCAGCCAAGUAACUGAGCGACAGGAAGAAAACAAAGUUGGACUAAAUGUCGUCAUAUGCGCCAGUAAAUGCACUGGGCUGGUUAUUUCCAGUCAUGUAAGCUUUGUCUCUCUCUCUCACACACACACACACUCGUUAAACUGAGACUAUGUAGUCAAGAAAGAAGUGAAAGCUAUCCUUCUUUACUAUACUGGUUAUUGUCACAUAUGCCUUCCUGACUGGAAAUGACAUGUACUGUACAGCAGCAAAACUAGACACAAAUUCAACGUUUUCCAACUUCCAGGGAGGUUCCUGCAGAGAUACUCACGUGUAUUAUUCCCUCUCGUUUUUGUGGAGGCACCACAGGUCUGCAAAAGACUGUAAAUGUGUACAUUUGUGCAAAAGUCUUAGGUUUGUAGUUACAUAUUUUCUAUCUUUUCCCAAAUGAUAUACAGUGUUUUCUUAACUCAGAAUUUAUUAGUGGUUUACAUAAAUUAGGACAACCAUAUGAAGCAGUUGACACAGGACUGAUGAAAACAAAUAUGCUAAGGACUGAACUUUCUAAAACUAUUUGCAUAUUUAUUAUUACGUUCAACACUGUAUAAGCCCCCCAUUUCACUCAUUCAUUUGGUACAUGGGCAACACUUGAAGAGUGGAACUGUAUUAAACUCUGGGACUGCCCUUUUCCAGUUUAGGUACCACCCUAAACAACGUGUAUCUGAAUGAAAUUAUAGAAAAAAUAGCCCCUCACUUCUAAUUUUUAACUGUUUACUUUUCAACAUGUAUGGUUGGAUAAAUGUCUGUAAAUCCAGAGAUUUUCAGUUCUGCGUUUAUAUGAUUUCAAGUAUUCAUUUGAACUAACGUUUUCCUGCUAUUGCUUUCGUUGUGUAUAUUUUUGUUUUAAUUUAAUGUUAGGCGGUUAAUCUAUCUGUGUAAAUAAAUUGCUUAAUAUUUUCUUUAUUCUUUUGGAAUAAAAACGGUUUAAUAAAGCCUAAAACAUA
This is a messenger RNA of Protopterus annectens (West African lungfish), 3004 nucleotides long. RefSeq names its product SRY-box transcription factor 21 (gene SOX21). The record is from RefSeq and is a predicted model, not a curated record. Gene Ontology annotation, molecular function: RNA polymerase II cis-regulatory region sequence-specific DNA binding; DNA-binding transcription factor activity, RNA polymerase II-specific. Lineage: Eukaryota; Metazoa; Chordata; Ceratodontiformes; Protopteridae. Gene Ontology annotation, biological process: anatomical structure morphogenesis; regulation of DNA-templated transcription; cell differentiation. The transcript has a single exon. The coding region runs from base 789 to 1523 and encodes 244 amino acids.